AUGAAAACUACUACACCUUUACCAAAUGGAAAAAAAUAUCAAUUUGAUCGUUUAAUUUUUAAAAAUAAUUCAUUAGUAUUAAAAUCAUAUUUUGAUAUUAUUAUUCAACCAGCAUUAACUCCUGAAGUAAAUACUUAUUCAAGAUUACUUGUUGAUUAUUUUGUUGCCCAUGGAAAUAUAUGUUUGUUAUUUAAACAAAUAGCAAAACAUGACAUUGAUAUUAGUUCAAUAGAAACAAAAACAUUUAAAGGAAGUUCUGUUUUAGUAAGGUUAUAUAAUGAAUAUGCAAAUAGAUUUUUAGUUGACUUUGCAAAGAAUUCUUUACAAGAAGUUCUUCAAAAUCUUAUUUUUGUUCCAUCAAUUCCUCAUGAACAAUUAAUUACAAAAUUAUGUGAAGGAAUAUAUUCUUCUUUAAAAACUAUUCCUCCACACUUCAUUCGAUCAUUACAAAUUAUAAAUGAAGAAGUUGAAAAUAAACAAACAAAUCAUAAUUCUACUCAAUGGGUAUUUCAACAAUUAUUUUUUGUUAGAUUUCUAUUUCCACUUCUUGAAAAUCCUUUAUUUAUUCUUGAUGGAGUAAAACAGGAUGAAUUAAAUUUAAGUCAAAAAAAAAUUAAUCAAUUUGCUCAUUACUUUAAACAAGUAGUAAAUAGUGGAAUAGGAAAUGAAGAUAUCAUUUCUAUAGUCAAUAAAACAAUCUAUUAUUUAAAUAAACCUGUUGCACUAUCCAUUGAACAAAGUGGACUCGAUUUAGAAGAACAAAAAAGGCUUCACGCAUUAAUUGUUCAAGCAUUUAAAGAUCACCAAAAAGAUAUAAUUAAUUAUUUAAAUUUAUCAGAAAAAGAAAGAAAAGAAAAGAAAGAAGGUGGCGAUUUAACUGGAAAAAUUACGUCUUCCUUUCUUUCUUCUAUUGAACCAAGUGAAUUAAAAAUGAAUGAAAUUGAAGCAUUAAAUGAAGCAAAUAGACUUAUUUAUUUUUAUAGAGAUACUUAUUCUCAAAGAAUAGAAGAAAUUACAAAAGAAAAUAUUAUGUAUCAUGAUUAUUUAUUAAAUCUUCAACACCGAAUUCAAAUUAUUACACAACAAAUAGAAGAAGAAAAAGUUAUUCAUGAUAAAUUAUCAAAAGAACUCUAUGAAGUUGAAAAAAUUGAACAAACUUCUUCACAAGAAAAUAGCAUAAGUAGUUUUAGUAGUUUUAGUUAUAAUUAA
This is a messenger RNA of Entamoeba dispar SAW760, 1209 nucleotides long. RefSeq lists its product as uncharacterized. The record is from RefSeq and is a predicted model, not a curated record. The coding region runs from base 1 to 1209 and encodes 402 amino acids. Lineage: Eukaryota; Evosea; Mastigamoebida; Endamoebidae. Gene Ontology annotation, biological process: regulation of GTPase activity. The transcript has a single exon.